AGGAACUUGUAGUAACUGACAUUGUCAGUAUAGCUAGUUGUCACAGAGUUGCAGUUGCUUUGUGAAUUUAAAUCGUUUACAUGCUUGAAUAUGGAACAAAAGUUGGCAGACUUUAGAGCCAGAAAGAAAGCUGUGAAGGACGCAAAAAAAACCGACCACCAAAAAAGUUCCUCAAAAUCAUGCUACACGGAUAAACUCGCAGCUCCGAGUGACACGUCGAAGUCAGUGCAACCUAAUGUUUACGUGGAGUCAAAUAAAGCCUCUGACUGGUUGCUUGACAGUGCCCUUGGACGAUGGCUGGGUGUGCAACGUUUGGCCUUCACAAAUUUGACCCUACUGAAAGUGUUAUUGUGGCUGGUUUUACUUGGACUUUUCUCUGAGCUUGACUUUGGGUUGCCCUUCUUUCUCAUAUCUUUAUUUUAUUGGCUCUAUGAGGGUCUACGGAAACCCACUACAAGACAACCUGGAGAGCUCAGUGCUUACUCUGUGUUUAAUCCAAACUGUCAGCCAAUCAUGGGGACCUUAACUGCAGAACAACUUGAGGGAGAGAUGGGGUAUAGACCAAUGGCUAACAGAAUAUGCUCGUGACAGGUUGUCAGAGUUCUACUUCAAAAGGAAUUAUGGAUUUGGAUUGCCAGGGUCUGAGCUGCAACAUAAUUACUGCAAAUUCUACAUACAAAUGUAAAAAAAACCAAAACAUUUUCAGCAAUGGACAGUGAAAAGGGAAAGGAGGAUUAAUAAACCUGACAUAUGUCAUAUAUUGUAUUAAAGACCAUGUCUGAGUGCA
This is a messenger RNA of Electrophorus electricus (electric eel), 787 nucleotides long. RefSeq names its product SAYSVFN motif domain containing 1 (gene saysd1). The record is from RefSeq and is a predicted model, not a curated record. NCBI's taxonomy places the organism in Eukaryota, Metazoa, Chordata, Actinopteri, Gymnotiformes, Gymnotidae.